Molecule: messenger RNA, 1321 nt
Organism: Rhododendron vialii
Lineage: Eukaryota; Viridiplantae; Streptophyta; Magnoliopsida; Ericales; Ericaceae
Product: abscisic acid receptor PYL8-like
Exons: 3
Coding region: 474-1031 (185 amino acids)
Biological process (GO): abscisic acid-activated signaling pathway
Cellular component (GO): nucleus; cytoplasm
Molecular function (GO): signaling receptor activity; abscisic acid binding; protein phosphatase inhibitor activity
Source: RefSeq, a predicted model, not a curated record
AAAGCAAAGCAAAGCAAAAGCGAUAAGAAAAAUCUAAACGAAACACUGUAUCUAUCUAUCUAACUAUCUCUAUCUGUGUGUGUAUAUAUAUAUAUACAAUGUAUGUGUGUAUAUCGUGAAUAAUAUUAUUAUAGUUGAGGCGAUGAGAUUGUAGUGGGUGGAGGUUGCUUCCGCUAAAAUAAAUGCAACAACCGUUACCUAUGGCGCUGGCUUUCCUCGCUGCCUGCUGACUCAACUCUCGACUCGAGUUCGUGGGGAAGUUUUCCUUUUCCGUCAUCGGAGGCUUUACCGCUCAAUUAUUCCCCAGGCGUACGUAGAGAUAGACAGAGUUGCGUUGCGUUGCGUUGCGUUGUUGAUGCUACGGUUCUAGAGAGAGAGAGAGAGAGAGAGAGAGAGAGAGAGAGCUGACUUCGGAAGGAGCUUGCUGCUAUACGUCUAGAGAGAGAGAGAGAGAGAGAGAGAGAAAGAGAGAGAUGAACGCUAAUGGAUUUAGCAGCGUGGAGAAAGAGUACAUUCGGAAGCACCACAGACACUACCCCGCUGAGAAUCAAUGCAGUUCCACUCUAGUCAAGCACAUCAAGGCCCCCGUCCAUCUCGUUUGGUCCUUGGUGAGGAGAUUUGAUCAGCCGCAAAAGUACAAGCCGUUCAUCAGCAGGUGUGUUGUGAAGGGAAAUCUUGAAAUUGGGAGUCUAAGAGAAGUUGAUGUUAAAUCGGGGCUUCCGGCCACAACCAGCACUGAAAGGUUGGAAAUUCUUGACGACGAGGAGCAUAUCCUUAGCAUCAGGAUUGUGGGUGGUGAUCACAGACUCAGGAACUACUCUUCGAUCCUUUCUGUCCACCCAGAAGUCAUUGAUGGAAGACCAGGGACUCUAGUGAUAGAAUCCUUUGUGGUAGACGUGCCCGACGGAAACACCCAGGACGAAACAUGCUACUUUGUAGAAGCCUUAAUCAAAUGCAAUCUCAAAUCACUUGCUGAUGUGUCGGAGCGAUUGGCGGUGCAGGACAGGACCGAGCCCAUUGACCGUAUGUAGAUGUGAUGCUCCAGAUUUGUGGUGGAGGCUAUGAUUAUACACCAUGGAUGAAGCUUCUCCUUGGCUUUUCAAUCCUAGAGUCUGUGGAGGCGGACGGGUAGUAGAUGUUACUCCACAUUUUAUGUACACUUGCACUCUUCUUCCUUUUGUUUGUUAUGAUUCGUGUCUUGGUCUUUAAAUUAUGCUGGAUUUCCUGUUAGUAGCUUAAGAACCAAAGCUUUGUAAAAGGUUCCGAAACCCCAUCAUUUGAAUGGAAGGUGAAAAUGAAAGACCAGGUUCUUAUUCUAUCA